AUGCAGCAUGCACGGCCUGGCAGGACCAGCGGAGCGUCUGGCCAUGGUGAUUCUGAUGAUGACGAAGAUGAUGAGGUCAUUGACAUCCAACCAUUUGUUCGGCCACGCCGGGGUGGUGUCUGUGCUGAGCCUUGGAUCCAGGGCUACUUCAAGGAGAAGUACUGGACCAAGCACGAAGCUUGGGAGACGAUCUUGAGAGAAGUGAUGAGGGAAGCCACUGUAUUCAAGCAGUUCGGAGACAAGGAUCUAGAGCGGUUUAUUCGGCCGAUGGAGACGCACCUGCGCUACGACGGUGAAGUCUUCGCUGAAGAGGGUGAGCGUGCCGACAGCUUAUACGUUGUGCUCGAGGGAACUCUUGCCUGUUACCAAAGUGGAAAGGCGGAGCCUGUGGCACGAAAGACACAGGGAGCGUUGCUGGAUGAGGCAGCAGUGCUCUUUGCAUACCCAAGGAGAUACUUGAUGAAGGCAGAGGGUGAAUGCAUUGUGGCCAAGCUGACCCACAGUGAAUACGUAACUCUUUGCACGCGAAUGGCCUUCCGCGCCAGAUCCAGGUACAAACACAUGUUGAAGAACUCCAAAAUGUUGGAGAUGAUGGAAGACGAGGCAUUGGAGAAGCUCUGCGAUGCCUUCACCCUCCGCAGGUACCAAGCUGGUGACAACAUUGUGACCCAGGGCGAGUCAGGUCAAGAGUUCUACCUCAUCACGUCUGGUACUGCUCGUGUGUGGGUGAAAAGUGGCGACGAUGAGCAGGAAUACGUGCGCCUCCAGAAAGGAAACCUCUUCGGUGAGCGUGCCCUGCUCAAGAAUGAGCCACGUGCUGCCUCAGUGACGGCUGUGACGGAGGUGGAAGUCUUGGUGCUAAGCCGUGGGAAGUUUGAGCGUUUGCUGGGCUCCAUGGACGACUUGCAGCAGCAGCAGUAUCUUACAGAUCCCAGAAAGCUCAUCGCGGACUUUUACCAGAAUGGUGAUAGUCGUGGGCCUGGCGGCUCGAUUGCGCGCCACAAGAUGAAAGGAACAGAGGGUGUAGAGACACAGUGGUUUGUGGUGUAUCGACCCACGAGCAAGGAUGCUAUUGCAAAGAUGCUGUCAGGGGCGGCUGUGGGCAAGGGAUUGAAUGUGAAGGGGAAGUCAGCCAAGAAAGGCGUACUUUCUGGCUUCGUGCCUUUCGUCCAGAUUAGCGAGAACGAGCACAAGAAGAUCAUUGAGGAUUCCCCUCCGGAUUCCAGAAUAGUAGUGUACUACAAAACCAAAGCAGCUCGAGAAGAAGCCCGCAAGGCACUCCAAGCGGUUUUGGACACAGCGCACCACCUCAAGAUUGAGAUGCGAAGCAUUGUGGAUGAGGACUCCUACAAACCCGAUGUGUGGGGACUGGAGAUGCCGGAGCCUUUGAUGCGUGAGGCGUACAUCAUUCAAAAGGACAUUUCACCGGUCAUGGGCUGGGAGACUGGACGACGCUCUGAGCCGGCCUUCAUGGACAUGAACUUGCAUGCCAUUCGUGGCAAAUCAGACCCGCAGGUGGUGCUGUACCAGAACGAUGAAGCAGAUAUCAUGAAUCCUCGUGGCUUGCUCAUCGCCUAUGCGGAGGUCUUUGUGAAGCCAGUCGUCUCAGACUUUGACACCUUCACCGUAGGCUCCAAGAACAUGGUCUAUGAGUCCUUGCCAUCUGAGCAGGCACAGCUCAUUCUCUGGCUGUUGGAGCACACGGAGGGGAUUCUCAAGUCCUUGGAUCACCAAAGCUGGAACUCCCGGUGGCUCGAAGUGCUGGCCAAGGAGAAUGAGAGAGGAUUCCAUCCAGUGAUGCUUGGGCGCAGGGCAAGUGGUGGGUCUAGGUACACGCUGAUCCAGGAUGCUACUCACCUGCAAGACAGCCCCGUAGAAGAGCUGGACGAUGAAUAUUUGAUUGUUUGGCAAGGCUUCACUGGAAAGCCCUGGGACUACAAGACGGAGGCCGGCCUGCGCGAGUUCCUCUUGGAGCGAGCCCAGCGCUUGGUAGAAAGGGUUGAGUGCCCAACUGACGCGUUUUUUGAACUUCGCAGGCCCUGCAGCCAACUUUCUGGGAAGUUUGCUUGCAAAUCAAGCCAAGUGGUGAAUAAUGUUCUGUGCGCGUACAUUAAACAAAUAUAUAUAUAUAUUUACGAAAGCCAGCUGAUAGGCUAG
Molecule: messenger RNA, 2157 nt
Organism: Durusdinium trenchii
Lineage: Eukaryota; Dinophyceae; Suessiales; Symbiodiniaceae
Source: the annotation of a GenBank genome assembly